This is a messenger RNA of Nanorana parkeri, 868 nucleotides long. It is a transcript of the gene SCAI, whose product is annotated as suppressor of cancer cell invasion. Gene Ontology annotation, cellular component: nucleus. The annotation marks the transcript as partial. NCBI's taxonomy places the organism in Eukaryota, Metazoa, Chordata, Amphibia, Anura, Dicroglossidae. The record is from RefSeq and is a predicted model, not a curated record. Gene Ontology annotation, biological process: DNA-templated transcription. The transcript has 9 exons. Gene Ontology annotation, molecular function: transcription corepressor activity.
CAAGAGCUUCUUUUUCUCCCACAGUCUCCGCACAUCAGAGACAAGCUACCUUAAUGAAGCAUUCUCAUUCUACUCUGCUAUUCGACAACGUUCCUAUUAUUCUCAAGUCACCAAAGAGGACAGACCUGAGCUGGUUGUGAAGAAAUUGCGUUACUAUGCCCGCUUCAUCGUCGUCUGUCUGUUACUCAAUAAAAUGGAUGUUGUUAAAGACCUAGUCAAGGAGCUUUCUGAUGAAAUUGAAGAUUAUACACACCGUUUCAAUACAGAAGAUCAGUUGGAAUGGAAUCUGGUUCUCCAGGAAGUUGCUGCAUUUAUAGAGGCAGACCCUGUGAUGAUUUUAAAUGACGACAACACAAUUGUGAUCAUUUCCAAUCGGUUGGUGGAUGGUACAGGACCCGUGCUGGAGCAGGGUAUGGUGGUGGGACAGUUGAUGCUGGCUGAUGCCCUUAUUAUUGGCAACUGCAAUAAUCAGGUUAAGUUCAGUGAGCUAACAAUUGAUAUGUUUAGAAUGUUACAAGCUCUGGAAAGGGAACCAAUGAAUCUCACCUCUCAGAUGAAUAAGCCUGGAUUACAGGACCCUGCUGAGAAGCCAACAAAGAGAGAAAACCCUCACAAAUAUCUUCUUUAUAAGCCAACUUUCAGUCAGCUUUAUACCUUUCUUGCAGCAUCUUUCAAGGAGUUGCCAGCAAACAGUGCCCUUUUGAUUUACUUGUCUGCGACUGGUGUCUUCCCCACAGGUCGAUCUGACUUUGAAGGUCCUUAUGAUUUUGGAGGUGUCCUGACAAACAGUAAUCGGGACGUGGUCAAUGGGGAUGCUUUACACAAGAGGAAUCAGACUUACAAAGAAAUGCACUGCUGCCCGGAUUGA